CUGGGCAGCGGCCGGGCUCUGUGGCUUCAGGGCUCGGAGAGAGAGAGGGAGGGUGGCAAAGAGAGUGAGUCGGUGCCGCCGCCUGCCUAAGGAGAGAGGAGGGGUCCUGCUUGCCUGCGCCCUUCGCGGGCCGAGAGCGCGAGGCACCCGCGAACCUCUGAGGCCUCCAGCCCCUGGGGACCCCGCCCCGCCGGCCGGCCGGCCCGGGGCCUCUCUUCCCUUUGUGAGCGCCCCCUUCCCAGGGGUGGUGGUGGCUGAGGGCUGUGCGUGGGCCCGCCCGCCGAGGGGCGGCGGCGGGGGACCGAGAGGGCCUCGGCUGUGUGAGGACGGGAGGCGGCCGAGGCCCGGGCCGGUUCCCCGAGGCGGCGGCGGCGGCUCCCGGCACUUCCCCGCGCCAUCUUAGCUGAGUCCAAGCGCUGAGGGCGCCUCCUCGACCCCGGUCGUCCCUUCGCCCCCCCCCCCCCAACCCGCCGCCCCUUGUCGCAGAGCUUGGGCUGGGCGGCUUGCUGGGGCUCCGGGGGGGGGGCGGCGGUCUGUCGCCUGGCCCCCUCCUCCUCCUCACUCCUCGCCCUCCAGUGUAGCGGCUACUCAAGCGCUGCAGGGGGCUGCAGCUGCCUACUCCGCCCCAGACCUGUCGGCGAAAGGGUAUGAUGAGACCAACAGUUCAGAAGAUGACUGCAUUGAAAAGAUAGUUUGUUUCAGUUCCCGAGAGGAGGUGGGACACCAAGCCAUCUAGGGCCACACAGGGAAGCACCAGUUUAUGCCAGCGUGGCUUCAUUCAUACAGAUGAACCAAGGAUUGGGAUAGCAAUAUAAAAUUAGAAUCAGACAGCUGAUUGCCCAGCAGGAUGCCAUCAACUAACCGUGCGGGCAGCCUGAAGGACCCUGAAAUUGCAGAGCUCUUCUUCAAAGAAGAUCCAGAGAAGCUCUUCACAGAUCUCAGAGAAAUUGGCCAUGGAAGCUUUGGAGCAGUGUAUUUUGCACGAGAUGUGCGCACCAAUGAAGUGGUGGCUAUCAAGAAAAUGUCUUAUAGUGGAAAGCAGUCCACUGAGAAAUGGCAGGAUAUUAUUAAGGAAGUCAAGUUUCUACAAAGAAUAAAACAUCCCAACAGUAUAGAAUACAAAGGCUGCUAUUUACGUGAGCACACAGCAUGGCUUGUAAUGGAAUAUUGUUUAGGAUCUGCUUCAGAUUUACUAGAAGUUCACAAAAAGCCAUUACAAGAAGUGGAAAUAGCAGCGAUUACACAUGGUGCUCUCCAGGGAUUAGCCUACUUACAUUCUCAUACCAUGAUCCAUAGAGAUAUCAAAGCAGGAAAUAUCCUUCUGACAGAGCCAGGCCAGGUGAAACUUGCUGACUUUGGAUCCGCUUCCAUGGCAUCUCCUGCCAAUUCUUUUGUGGGAACGCCAUAUUGGAUGGCCCCAGAAGUAAUUUUAGCCAUGGAUGAAGGACAGUAUGAUGGAAAAGUAGAUGUAUGGUCUCUUGGUAUAACGUGUAUUGAACUAGCGGAAAGGAAGCCUCCUUUAUUUAAUAUGAAUGCAAUGAGUGCCUUAUAUCACAUAGCCCAAAAUGAAUCCCCUACACUACAGUCUAAUGAAUGGUCUGAUUAUUUUCGCAACUUUGUAGAUUCUUGCCUCCAGAAAAUUCCUCAAGAUCGCCCUACAUCAGAGGAACUUUUAAAGCACAUGUUUGUUCUUCGGGAGCGCCCUGAAACAGUGUUAAUAGAUCUUAUUCAGAGGACAAAGGAUGCAGUAAGGGAGCUGGACAAUCUGCAGUAUCGAAAGAUGAAGAAACUCCUUUUCCAGGAGGCACAUAAUGGACCAGCAGUAGAAGCACAGGAAGAAGAAGAGGAACAAGAUCAUGGUGUUGGACGGACAGGAACAGUGAAUAGUGUUGGAAGUAAUCAGUCUAUUCCCAGUAUGUCCAUCAGUGCCAGUAGCCAAAGCAGUAGUGUUAACAGUCUUCCAGAUGCCUCGGAUGACAAGAGUGAGCUAGACAUGAUGGAGGGAGACCACACAGUGAUGUCUAAUAGUUCUGUCAUCCAUUUAAAACCUGAGGAAGAAAAUUACAGAGAAGAGGGAGAUCCUAGAACAAGGGCAUCAGAUCCACAAUCUCCACCCCAAGUAUCUCGUCAUAAAUCACACUACCGUAAUCGAGAACACUUUGCUACUAUACGGACGGCAUCACUGGUUACAAGGCAAAUGCAAGAACAUGAGCAGGACUCUGAGCUUAGAGAACAAAUGUCUGGCUACAAGAGAAUGAGGCGGCAACAUCAAAAGCAGCUGAUGACUCUGGAAAAUAAGUUAAAGGCUGAGAUGGAUGAACAUCGCCUCAGAUUAGACAAAGAUCUUGAAACACAACGUAACAAUUUUGCUGCAGAAAUGGAGAAACUUAUCAAGAAACAUCAGGCUGCCAUGGAAAAAGAGGCUAAAGUGAUGGCCAAUGAAGAGAAAAAAUUUCAGCAACAUAUUCAGGCCCAACAGAAGAAAGAACUAAACAGCUUUUUGGAGUCCCAGAAAAGAGAAUAUAAACUUCGAAAAGAACAGCUUAAGGAGGAGCUGAAUGAAAAUCAGAGCACCCCCAAAAAAGAAAAACAGGAGUGGCUUUCAAAGCAGAAGGAGAAUAUACAGCAUUUCCAAGCAGAAGAAGAGGCUAAUCUUCUACGGCGUCAGAGACAAUACCUAGAGCUGGAAUGCCGUCGCUUCAAGAGAAGAAUGUUACUUGGGCGCCAUAACUUAGAACAGGACCUUGUCAGGGAGGAGUUAAAUAAAAGACAGACUCAAAAGGACUUAGAGCACGCCAUGCUGCUGCGACAGCAUGAGUCCAUGCAAGAACUGGAGUUCCGCCACCUCAACACAAUUCAGAAGAUGCGCUGUGAGUUGAUCAGAUUGCAGCAUCAAACUGAGCUCACUAACCAGCUGGAAUAUAAUAAACGAAGAGAACGAGAACUAAGGCGAAAGCAUGUCAUGGAGGUUCGACAACAGCCUAAGAGUCUGAAGUCUAAAGAACUCCAAAUAAAAAAGCAGUUUCAGGACACCUGCAAAAUCCAGACCAGACAGUACAAAGCAUUAAGAAAUCACCUACUGGAGACUACACCAAAGAGUGAGCACAAAGCUGUUCUGAAACGGCUCAAGGAGGAGCAGACCCGGAAGUUAGCCAUCUUGGCUGAACAGUAUGACCACAGCAUUAAUGAAAUGCUGUCCACCCAAGCUCUGCGUUUGGAUGAAGCACAGGAAGCAGAGUGCCAGGUUUUAAAGAUGCAGCUGCAGCAGGAACUGGAGCUGUUAAAUGCAUAUCAGAGCAAAAUCAAGAUGCAAGCUGAGGCACAACAUGAUCGAGAGCUUCGGGAACUUGAACAGAGGGUCUCCCUCCGCAGGGCGCUCUUAGAACAAAAGAUUGAAGAAGAAAUGUUGGCUUUGCAGAAUGAACGCACAGAACGAAUACGAAGCCUGCUGGAGCGUCAAGCCAGAGAAAUUGAAGCCUUUGACUCUGAAAGCAUGAGACUAGGUUUUAGUAACAUGGUCCUUUCUAAUCUCUCCCCUGAGGCAUUCAGCCACAGCUACCCGGGAGCUUCUGGUUGGUCUCACAAUCCUACUGGGGGUCCAGGACCUCACUGGGGUCAUCCCAUGGGUGGCCCACCACAGGCUUGGGGCCAUCCAAUGCAAGGUGGACCCCAGCCGUGGGGUCACCCCUCAGGGCCAAUGCAAGGGGUACCUCGAGGUAGCAGUAUGGGAGUCCGCAAUAGCCCUCAGGCUCUAAGGCGGACAGCUUCUGGGGGACGGACGGAGCAGGGCAUGAGCAGAAGCACGAGUGUCACUUCACAAAUAUCCAAUGGGUCACACAUGUCUUAUACAUAACUUAAUAAUUGAGAGUGGCAAUUCCGCUGGAGCUGUCUGCCAAAAGAAACUGCCUACAGACAUCGUCACAGCAGCCUCCUCACUUGGGUACUACAGUGUGGAAGCUGAGUGCAUAUGGUAUAUUUUAUUCAUUUUUGUAAAGCGUUCUGUUUUGUGUUUACUAAUUGAGAUGUCAUAGUAUUUGGCUGCCGGGUUUUGUUUUUUUGUUUUUGUUUUUUAACUUUUGGAGAAAUUUUGAAAAGGGGAAUUGAUAUGUAUGUGUGUAUACAUAUACCUACACACACACACACAUACACACACACACACACACACACACACACACACAUAUAUAUAUAUAUCUCAAGCAUGUGGUUACAAGAAAUUGGCUAGUUAGGGGGUAUUUUCUGAACACUGCAAAAAUAGAAUGCAGCAGUGUGUCUUGAGUCAUCACUUUGGGGCAGUUAUAUCCUAAGAAGGUUGUGAAAAAAUCUAAAGCCUUUCUCCAUACCCCAAAUUCUUAUAAGCCACUCACAGCAGGCAGCAUAUGCUGAAACAAGUUAUUAUGGAAACACAUCUGUGUCCCCUCACCAAUGUAUUUUCUUUAUUAAAUUGGUCUGACUUCUCAGCCUCAUUUGGAGUGAAAAAGAACGUGGAAAUCCAUGAACACUAAAGGGUUCCAUUGACUUUUUCAGAGAGUAGAAAACAAUUUAGUUCUUUUUCUGAAUGCUGCAUAGAUUUGUCAGUGAUUUUUUUUUUUUUUUUUUUUUUUUGUCCAUUCAAUUGUGCCUUUUUUGUGGCAUGGUGAGAUGGAGGUGUAAGGAGAUCACAAGUUGUGUGGGAAUUGCAUCAACAAACCUGUGAGCCUUUAAAGGGGAAGACCAGAAGGGUGAGAGAGGCCCCUGAAAGUUCAUAUGGUGGGUAUGUUCAGCAGCAUAGUGAGGAGAUUAAGCCUCUAUAUCCUGACGUUUUGUUGCUUAUACUGUGAUAUCUCAUCCUAGCUAAGCUCUAUAACUCCCAAGACCCCAAACAGUACUUUUACUUUGUACAAAAACAAAGACAUAUAGCCAAUACAAAUCAAAUGCCAGAGGGUUUUGAAUGAUGCCAUAUUUGCAAACUGCCAUCUAUUGGAAUUCUCACCACACUACAUAGACAUAAUUUGAUUACCCCUUUUGGCUUAUGGGAUUUCCUGUUUACAAGUAGAAUAGCCAGUUAUUUAAAUGCUUAGUUGCCAUAGUGAACCAGGAGUCACUGAGCCAAUGACUUUACCAGCUGCUGACUAAUGCUCAUCACCACUGUAGAUUUUGCUGCAUGUGCAGGUCCUCUUUUUUUUUUUUUUUUUUUUUAAAUUGCUGUUUUUGUUGCUGCAAUACUUUACAAACUUCUAGUUCCUUGAGACUUAGUGACCAUUUGGCAUCAUGUUAACAUCACACAACAGGAAACACCACUUCCAGAAGUCUCUAGCCUCAGUGCUAAAGUACUACUGAAAAGGAACUAGCAAGUUUGGCAAAUUAAAGAAAAAAAAAGUAAAGUAAGUUAUAGUGGUCAGGGAAUCUCUUGACAAACGCUAACUUUUUUUUUUCCCACAGAGGGGCGUGUUUUGUUUUGUUUUGUUCUGUUCUGUUCUGUUUAGUUUUGCAAUGAAGGAUCAACCCAAUGCUGAAAGUUAGAUGUUACUUGGUAUUCCACUGCUAGUGUGGAAAUUGAGUCGAAGGUGGGUAGGAAGCUGUGAGUAUGACUUGAAGGAAAAAAACUUUCUUUUCAGUGAUAAAUCAGAGUUUCUUACAAGUUGUCUUGACCCCUCCCUUGUCUUGAAGAACCCUUGCUGCUGACUCUGGAUCCUGCUUUUCGUAAUAGAGGACUCCAAGGUAGAAUUUUCUGAGUCCCUCUCAAUGAUACUCUUCACCUAGACCAGGCUGAUGACCAAGCAGUAAUCUAUAAUUGUUGAAAUAUUGGCUUUCUCAACAAAAUUUAAGUCUUCCCCAGGUAUGUCAGUCUAAUCUCUAUGAAUCCUCCCCUUUAGGAGUUUCUGGCAUUCAUUUAAAGGUAACUAGAAGAAAAAUUAAUAUUUUACUGUAAAUCUUUUAAAAACCAAGAUCACAGUAGAAUUCACACACAGUUUUAGGCAGUGUUUCAGGUAGCACUCCGGUACAUUGUCCUCUUGGCCAUGCUUGAGAUCACCAGUUUUUAGGUGAACGUGACAUGUACUUCUUGUCUGUCUAAUGAAAGGAGCUUUUAAUUUUCUAUCAUUUUGCAUUCACCUAUUAUACAGUAUUUCAAACAAAUUGAGAUAUUUACCUAUUUGGAGGAAAAUGAUAGGAGAGAACUUUAGAAUUAAUGUCCAAAAAUAUAAUGAAUUUGAUACCUUUAAAAAAACUUCUUAUUAGAUCUGGCCCCUCUGUACUACUGGAGGGGUGGAAUAGGAGUACAGCUCAGUUUUACAUACAAAACUCUUUAAAAUAAAAAAUACUACCAAUAAUACAUGUUAAAGUCCACUUGUGGACUUAAAUUAGUCAGAUUGAGUUAUUGAGUUCAUGCAGAUCCUAUGUACUUGUAAAAUUGUGAUUGAAUACUGACUCCAGAUGUCUAUCCAGUAGGUCUUUGUAUCUGAUUUAAUUGUGUGGCAACCAGUUUUACAUGUAGGUCAUGACUAUACCUGGAUUAUUCCAUUAAGUUCAUUUUAAUUAAAAUAUAUAUAGUUUGCAAAAAUGGUUCAACUUAAUUGAUUUGUGUGUGUUUGCAAGAUCUAACUUCUGAGGAAUAUCAUACAUGGUAGGAAUUAUCAAAGAGUAAAGCUUGUAGCAGGAAAAUUUGAAAGGUUUUGAGAGAUUCUGAAGAAAGAAGCAGGCACUUUCUGAAUCAGUGUACAGACGUCAACAUUUGAUCAAAUUACUACUACCUCUUCCCCAUUGUUGGUGUUCACUUGAUAUAUAUGUGUUUAAGAAAAUAAAAAGUAUGCGAUAUUUGUCCAGCAUAUCAGAAAGUCGUAAACGCUAUGUCUGGUAUCCAGAGCUUGGCAGUAAAAGUUUCCUGUGUUCACUGUCUCUCCCUUUUUUAAGUUAGCAUUAGAAAUAUGCAAAACCUCAUACCUUGAAAUAUAUUGUUCCUAAUGGGGUUCCCUUCCUUUUGCACAUAUUUUUCCCCUUGUUAAAGUCAGCUCUAACCCCGAAUUAAAGUAUCUGAAAGUAUUUUCAUUAUAUAGAUAAAGUUAGUUGGAAAAUACGUUUUUAUUAGUCUUAUUGAGAGCUGCCAUUCUUUUUAGUCAUUUCUGUGCCUAGAGAUGAGUAGUCCUGCAUUUGAAGCCACACCCACAGAUAUAAUAUGCUUGGUACUCUAGGCCAAGGAUUUAUUAUUGGUAAGUUGAACUUUUUAGCAUAGUCAUGAUUUUCAGCUGCCAAGACAUCAGGUAAACACCAUUCAGUACACUAAAGAAACUGUCCUUGACUCUCUCCCACUCCCACCUAUUUUUCCUCACCCCCUUUUCAAAAAUUGAAAACGCUAUGAGUGUCUUUUUCAGACCAUAAGGCAGACUUUAGUAGCUUUCUACUGCUUUAACUAAAUGUCUGGCAUUUUAAACUUUUAUAGAAUACAUUGUGUUGGACACUGGAAUAAUACUGUUUAUUUUCACCUGUGAAAAAUGACUUUAUUGUACUUGAAACACCUCCUUUGCAUUUCUCCAUUUGUGCCAUUCACUAGUGGAAAUAAAUUGUAUUAUACCAUAAUCUACUGGCUUUUAAAAACUGU
Molecule: messenger RNA, 7573 nt
Organism: Balaenoptera ricei (Rice's whale)
Lineage: Eukaryota; Metazoa; Chordata; Mammalia; Artiodactyla; Balaenopteridae
Gene: TAOK1
Product: TAO kinase 1
Exons: 21
Coding region: 848-3853 (1001 amino acids)
Biological process (GO): execution phase of apoptosis; protein phosphorylation
Molecular function (GO): ATP binding; protein kinase activity
Source: RefSeq, a predicted model, not a curated record